UUCACAAAACAAGCUCGCAUUUUUAUUCCCUUCAACCUCCCGCUCGCUAGGGUUUUGUACCGCCGCCGCCGCAGGAGACCCGAUUUGGAACCAACCCGGCGGCCGCGCGACGAGGAGGAGGAGGAGAGGCGAGCUCGGUCGAGGUCGAGGUCGAGAGAGAGAUGAGGCUCCUGACGCACAACAUGCUGGCGUCGAACGCGCGGGGCGCGGUCACCGGCUACCCGCUGAAGCUGCAGGUGGUGAAGUGGUCGACCAAGGAGGCGGAGCCCAACGCCGACUUCCUCCGCGGCAUGCUCCCCAAGAUCGACUGGGCCGCGCUCGUCGCCGCCACCCAGGCCCUCGGCCUCCCGGAGCUCCUCCCCGGGGCGCCGCCUACCGACGCCGAGCUCUCCGCCGAGGGCGCCGCCGAGGACGAGGGCAGCGUGCUCCGCCGCCUCCACCGUGCGCUCCUCGAGAUCCACAUCGAGGAGGGCACCCUCGUCUGCCCCGACACCGAGCGCUGCUUCCCCAUAUCCAGGGGCGUCCCCAACAUGCUCCUCCACGAGGACGAGUUUGUUCCUGAUAUGUUUUUCUCGGUACUUCUGGUUGGAGACUUGAAACCGUGUGUACUGCAAAAUAAUUGGAUACGGUACCGUAGCCAGGCCAACUCGUUCAUGGAUGAUCUCAUUCACGGAUGGCCGACAUGUGAUUGAUGCAAGCCAAAAAAAAAAUGUUUUUGAGCAGUAUAAGGUCUCAAUGGGAAUUUCAUAGACAAUAAAUAGGGUGUCAUAUAGACAUUUUUGAUGAUGUGACAAAGUACUAAUGAAGAGAGAGAUGAAGGGAUAAAACCUUCUAUGCAAUGUUACCUAGACAGCUUGUGUCAUGUAACCUAAGAAACAACAAUAGAUGAAACUAUACAUUGAGAGAGAGGUGUUUUAUCUUAGUUUCAAACUUUUAAGAUGACAUGUCACUUUAUUAAUCGUGUCCAUGAAACUUGCAUUUUGCAUUGAGGA
Oryza brachyantha (malo sina) is the source of this 992-nucleotide messenger RNA. Its product is annotated as multifunctional methyltransferase subunit TRM112 homolog B-like. Gene Ontology annotation, biological process: peptidyl-glutamine methylation; tRNA methylation; rRNA (guanine-N7)-methylation. Gene Ontology annotation, molecular function: protein heterodimerization activity. The transcript has 2 exons. NCBI's taxonomy places the organism in Eukaryota, Viridiplantae, Streptophyta, Magnoliopsida, Poales, Poaceae. The record is from RefSeq and is a predicted model, not a curated record. Bases 162 to 692 code for a protein of 176 amino acids.